AUGACUAGUAAAGAUGCACCUCUUACAGAAGAUGAACAAAAAGAUAGUAAAGCUUUAACCCAAUUUUUUGGAGAAGAUAUAAAUGACAAUACCCCAUCACAAAGUCCAAGACUUCCAGAAAUAAGUAAUGAAGAAUAUAAUAAAGAGUUCGAAGAAUGGAAAGAAAAAAUUAAAGACUUUGAAGUAAUGAAUUUAAUGAUAAAGGAAAAAGAAGAAAAAUUAAAAAAAAAAGAAAAUGAGUUAAUGGAUAAAGAAAAAAAACUUUUAGAUCAAGAAUCAAAUGUUCGUUCACGUGAAGCAGAAGUUAUGCUUUGUGAUAUUCAAUACGAUAAAAAAGAAGAAAAGUUAAAAGAAAUAGAACAAAUAUUAGACACAAAAAAAAAAGAGUUAAAGGAAUUACAAUUACAAAUCAAAGAACAACAAAAAGUACUUGAUGAAAGGAUUAAAACAAUUGAAACUAAAGAACAAUCAGUUGAAGGAAAAAAGAAACAAUUAGAAAUAGAUGAAAAGGUAUUAAAAAUUAGAAUGGAAGAAGCAGAAAAAGUUAUUAAAUCACCAGAAAAUAUUAGUCGUGUACAUUCUAUGGACUUAUGUAAUCUUAGUACAUUAGCGUCUCCAAGAAGUCGUGGAAAUAAACCUCUUACGCCAACAACAUCAUCUCCUAGAAUGAUGAUACUUAUGUCAAGAGAAAGAAAAGCGUCAUUAGACACAAAAGAAGGUGAAGAUACUUUAUCAAAUCAAGUAAGAAAUUUAUUAAAAGAAAACUUUACUCAAAUGCAAGAGAUAAAUAUUUUAAAAGAAGGACUUGAAGAAGCAAGACUAGCAAAUAUUAGACAAGCUGAUCUUUUAAAAACCCAAACGGUAUUUACUGAAAUUAAAUCAAAGAAAACAUUAAGUGAAGAAGAAGUUGAUCAAUUUAUUGAAGUAUUAACAAAGCUAAUUGAUAAUAAAUCAAAAGAAACAAGAGAAGCAAUGGCAUUAGGUAUUUAUGGAAUUGUUAAAAUUCAUAUUCCAAAAACACAAAAUGCUACAUUAAGGAAAUCAUUAUGUGGUAAAACUAAAUUUAAAUAUAGUACUAGACGUAAAUCAGCAGAUAUGACUCCUUUAGAUAUUAAAAUUGAAUCAGCUGAAAUGGAACUCUCAAUUAAUCAAUUUGCUAAGGAUGAAUUUCAUUAUUUUCAGGGAUUAGUAGAAUUUAAUGAAAUUUAUGUAAAAGCUUUAUUAGCAACAUCUACGUAUAAAAAACUUGGAGAACAAAUUAGUAGGGUGUUAACUCCUUUAAUAACAUUAAGUAGAAAUAUUGUUAAUGGAUUAGAAGAGUCUAUAUCAAGAGAAAGAACAGUUCCAAUAGGUGAAUUAAUGAAAAAAUAUUUGGACAAUUUUAAUGUGUUUACUGAGUAUUUCUCUAAUUAUCAAACAAUGACUAAAACAUUCCCUGAUAUCCAAGAGAAUCUUGAAUUAAAUAAACAAGUUGUACUGUGUAUAUCUGCUUAUGUACAAACUCAAAGAGAUGCUUCUAUAUCUAAUGGAUCAAACCAAAACUUUACUCCACCAUUACCACAAUCACCAGCAACUUACCUUCAUUUCCCAAUUUCAAGGUUAGAAGAAUAUGUUAAGUUUUUUGCAGCAACAAUCAAACAAUCAGCUCCAAUUAACAGUGAUUAUUCUUCAUUAAAUGAAUGUUAUGAAGCAUUAAAAACAAUACAUAAGUCAUCAUUGUCAUUACUUCAAACAGCAGCUUCCUCAGAUGAUUUAUCACUGGUUGAAAUGAUUUUACGAAAAUCUACUGGCGCUUUGAUUCAAAAAAGAAGAAAGCUGUUAUACUACGGGUUAUUAAUUCCUAUUAAUGAUGAAUUUCCUAAAAAAGGACCAAGGCUAUGUUUCUUGAUGAGUGACAUGCUUCUUAUUACAGUUAUCAAAAAAGUUAAUGAUGUUCCUGUAGAUGAUGGGUGGGUUAUGAGAAAAUUUACCUCCUCAAUAGAAUGGACUAAAAAAGAUCUUAUGUCAUUAGUUAUUAAUGAAGAAAUUAGAAUUGAAUUAAAUCCACCAGUUACAAGUUUAAUUGUUAGUGAUGGCGAAGUUCACAAUGCAUUUUUAGUAAUUCAAAAUGACAUAAAACUUCAUUUUAUUGCAUGUUCAGAGUGUAAUAGAGAUAAGUGGUUGAAUUUAAUUGAGUCUUUGUAA
Entamoeba nuttalli P19 is the source of this 2184-nucleotide messenger RNA. RefSeq lists its product as hypothetical. The record is from RefSeq and is a predicted model, not a curated record. The coding region runs from base 1 to 2184 and encodes 727 amino acids. NCBI's taxonomy places the organism in Eukaryota, Evosea, Mastigamoebida, Endamoebidae. Gene Ontology annotation, molecular function: guanyl-nucleotide exchange factor activity. The transcript has a single exon.